AUGUGGCACCGGGUUUUCCCCCAUUUUUCCUCAAAACUUGUCUCUCUCUCUCUGCAUCACUGCUCCUUCACAGCCUCUGCUCCUGUCGACAAGUCCUCCCCCUCCACCUCCUCUGGGCAUAGCACUCUCUCUUCCCUUCCUUCAUCCAUACCUUUCUCUGCCAAAGCGCACACGGUCCAGGCCCAAGAGGUUGAGGUGAGACUGUUGCCCCCCCUGCUGAGGGACCAGGCCUGGGGGGUGCAUGCCCAGGAGGCCUUCAUGCUCUUCUGCCUGGCUCUGGGUCCGAGUGACGUCCACGUGCACUGGCUCAUGGACGGUCAUGCUGUGGACCGGCCUGUGAUGGAGGAGCGCAGGGUCCUGGCUCAAGGUCAGGUCCUGGUGAGCAGCUGGCUCCAGGAGGGGCCCCUGAUAAAGGAGGCUCAGUACCAGUGUGUGGCUGAGACCGGGACUGGGCAGGACCGGUCUGAAGCGGUCCUCAGUCUCCCCGGUGCAGCUGAGGACCUCAUUCCUGAGAAGUAUCUGAGCCAGUGGAGAAGUGCUCUGGCAGAACAUGGACGGCUCCUGAAGAAAUGGGAGGCAGCGUGGGAAACGUGCUCUGGACGUUAA
Messenger RNA from Knipowitschia caucasica, 606 nucleotides. The record is from the annotation of a GenBank genome assembly. NCBI's taxonomy places the organism in Eukaryota, Metazoa, Chordata, Actinopteri, Gobiiformes, Gobiidae.